Priapulus caudatus is the source of this 1579-nucleotide messenger RNA. RefSeq names its product heterogeneous nuclear ribonucleoprotein H2-like. The transcript is spliced from 11 exons. The record is from RefSeq and is a predicted model, not a curated record. Gene Ontology annotation, cellular component: ribonucleoprotein complex; nucleoplasm. The coding region runs from base 182 to 1564 and encodes 460 amino acids. Gene Ontology annotation, biological process: regulation of RNA splicing. Gene Ontology annotation, molecular function: RNA binding. Lineage: Eukaryota; Metazoa; Priapulida; Priapulimorpha; Priapulimorphida; Priapulidae.
UUUUUGAAUCCGAUAGUGUCAGCGGCUCAUCCCGGGUGCGUUGCUGGAGCGGCCGGGAAAUUUACGAAGGCAGCCUACUUUUUUUGGCGAUACUUUCCGAUACAUCGGUGAGACCGCUUGUUGCGGCCAUUGCUGUUUCAGACAAAGAUCAGAGCUACGAUCAGAUUACUGUGACGUCAUCAUGUACAAGUCAGACGAUAACGGUUACGAUGAGGGUUUCGUAGUGCGAGCGCGUGGUCUCCCAUGGUCGUGUGAAGCUUCAGAGAUUGUGAAAUUUUUCGGUGAGGCUCGCAUUAAGGACAAUGAGGACGGCGUGCACUUCACGUUUAACCGCGAGGGCCGGCCGAGCGGAGAGUGCUUCGUAGAGCUGGAGUGUCAGGAGGACAUGGAUCUCGCACUGCAGAAGCACAACCAACACAUGGGCCACCGUUACAUCGAGGUGUUCAAGUCGAAGUACAGUGAGAUGGAGUGGGUCGUUAAGCGCAGCGGACCCAACCAGAACGCUAGCGAGGAGGCGUGCGUCAGACUCCGCGGACUGCCGUUCGGAUGUUCCAAGGAGGAGAUCGCUCAAUUCUUUCAAGGGUUGGAAAUCGUGCCAAACGGGAUCACACUUCCAAUGGACUUCCAAGGGAGAACAACAGGGGAGGCCUACGUGCAGUUUGCCAAUCCAGAUAUCGCCGAUCGGGCAUUGGGCAAACACAAGGAAAAAAUCGGGCACAGGUACAUUGAGAUCUUCAAGAGCAGUCUGAACGAGGUUCGUAACGCUCUCGGUGGAGGAAAGAUGCGCAGCCUCAUGUCGAUGAGUGUACGUCCCGGACCGUAUGACCGCAUGGGGGGAGGAGGCGGAGGAGGAGGAGGAGGAGGAGGCGGAGGGCGCUUCAGCGGCCGGGGAGGAUCGUUUGGAGGUCGCGGCGGCGGCGGCGGAAGAUUCGGAGGAGGCGGUUUCUAUGACGACGGAGACUUUGACGGCGGCUACAGCGGCGGGUUCGGAGGAGGAGGCGGUUACGGCGGACGAGGAGGCAGGGGCGGUCGCGGCGGCAUGGGAGGCGGCGGCUACGGCGGACGCAUGGGCGGCGGCGGCGGAAUGCCCAUCACUAACUUUGUGAGCAACACAGGACACAGUGUGCAUAUGCGCGGCCUCCCGUUCAAGUGCACCCAGCAAGACAUCAUUGAUUGGUUCUCGCCGAUAUCCGUGGUGAACGUGGUUCUGGAGCACGGUCCGGACGGCCGGGUGACGGGGGAGGCAGACGUCGACUUCCCAUCGCACGACGAUGCCGUCAAAGCCAUGUCCAAGGACAAGGCUAACAUGCAGCACCGAUACAUCGAGUUGUUCCUCAACUCCACCCUGGAAGGUCGCGGCAGCCGCGGAGGCAGCAUGGGAGGAAACGGCGGCGGCGGAGGCGGCAUGGGCACCGGCGGGGGUUUCGGGAGUCCGGGCGGUGGCAUGCAGAACCAGAGCUUCGGCGGGGGUUUCAGCGAGACCGGCGGCUCCGGCGGGGGUUUCGGAGGCGGGUUCGGCGGGGAUAACGCCGCGUCGAACUGGCUCACGGACGCUCCGUUUUGAAGGGGGCGGCGGUGG